Populus nigra (black poplar) is the source of this 2548-nucleotide messenger RNA. RefSeq names its product polyadenylate-binding protein-interacting protein 7-like. The transcript is spliced from 7 exons. The record is from RefSeq and is a predicted model, not a curated record. NCBI's taxonomy places the organism in Eukaryota, Viridiplantae, Streptophyta, Magnoliopsida, Malpighiales, Salicaceae. Bases 424 to 2169 code for a protein of 581 amino acids.
AGUAAUUGAGAGAAAGAGAGAGAAGCUGAAAGAUAAUCCUUUGCAUAUAUACUUACUAGGAGAAGGAUAGAACAAGGGGAGAAAAUAAAAAUAAAAAGAAAAAGAAAAACCUCAAAGCUCGAAGCCCAUGACGGGCCAAAUUCUUUGACUAGUUGUAGUUAAUCAUCAUCAUCAUCAUCAUCAUCGGAUCUUAUCUUCUGUUUUGCUAUGGAUCCAUUUGAUUUGGUUCGCAAAGGUUUUGGGGAGAAAAUGAUUUGAUAUAGCGGUGAAGUUCCGGUUCCAUGUAUACUGUAUUUAGCGUGUUUUAAAAGCUGAGUUUGGAAAUGGGUUUCGGAUAAAGCCUACUGCAAGUCAGGGGUGUUCUUUGUGUCAGUCGCUUUUUAUGCAUUUAGAGUUUCUUUUUCUUUCCUUUUUAGUAAAGAAAUGAGCUUAUCCAAGAAAGGUUCUUUAACCAACGAUACAAAGCUUAAUCUUCCAAGCAAAGCAACAACUUUGAACCCAAAUGCAGCAGAGUUUGUUCCCUAUUCCCUCAGAUCAUCUUCUUCGCCAUCUGGAAGUACCUCAAACACUGCAGAUGCUGCAACAAAAUUCACUACUUCUGGAACUGUAGGAAAAGCAGUGCUUGAUCGAUCAGAAUCAUCUGUUUCUAAUGCUUCUGAUGAUGAGGCCCAUCAAUUCUGGCGCCACCAGCUGCCAGAUGAUAUCACCCCUGAUUUUAAGGUUAUGAGCGACGAUGAGUCUCAGGGACUAGGAGGGCUCUCUUUAGCAGGCUUGUCUUUACAUGACAGUGAAGUGCCUAGGUUCCAUGCCUCCUCCAGAAGUGGAUAUGUAUUGACUGAGCAGCAGGAACCAUCUCCACGUCAUAUGAAUGGUAGCAGCUUUGGUGAAAAGAUGAGAUAUCCGUCUGCUUAUGGAGAAGAUCCUAGUUCAGCAAGUUUUCUGAAUUUGCCAACUAAGCCGUGGGACAAGCAAAUUGCAAACGGUGAUCACCUUCUUGGCAAUGGUAGGGAGAUACAUCCCUACAAUGGAAAUUCUAGACAUGGGUUCAGGAGUGAAAUAUUGGGUGAGCAUGCAAUAGUGGAUGAUACUGAAAUAAACCCUUUGGGGUUUUUGGCUUCACAAUUCCCUGGGUUUGCUACUGAAAGCCUUGCAGAAGUUUAUUUUGCAAAUGGUUGUGACUUAAAUCUCACUGUUGAGAUGCUCACUCAGCUAGAGCUUCAAGUUGAUGGCAGUUUCAAUCAGAAUACGAACUCGAAGACUUUGUCAGCUCCCAAAAAUCUCAGUGCACUGGACUUUCCUGCACUUACAGUGCUAGAUAAUCAGAAUGGUUCUUCAAAAUAUACUGGGGAUGAUCUUCAGCAAGCUAGUGUUCCUUAUCGAUCUUCUAACAAAGACAACAUGCUUUUAUUUAAACCUGGUGGUUCCUUUUCAUCUAGAGGUGCAGUGGAUUUUGCAUCAGCUGUCAGGAAAUUGGCAUCUCAAGAUUCUAGUAUGUGGAAGCAUGACAGAAAUGGUUCUGCUGAUUCCACAGUUGGCUCAAGCAGAAGUUCCCAUGUUUUGCCUAGUGCUUAUGGUGGUGGUCAUGGGAGAGGCAUUUAUGCAGACAGGCUGCAAAGUCGCGGGUCAGGUCGACAAGCUCCUGUCUGGCUUGAAACUGGAGAAGCAGUGGCAAACAUGUAUUCUGAGAUGCGGGAAGAAGCUCGUGAUCAUGCGCGUUUAAGGAAUGCAUACUUUGAACAGGCACGUCAAGCAUACCUCAUUGGGAAUAAGGCUCUGGCAAAGGAAUUGAGUGUCAAAGGACAACUGCACAAUAUGCAUAUGAAGGAAGCUCAUGGAAAAGCUCAAGAAUCUAUUUAUCACCAGAGGAAUCCAGUCAGUCUAGAGAUGCAGGGAACUGGAAGAGGACAUGAACAAAUGAUAGACCUGCAUGGUCUGCAUGUAACUGAAGCCAUUCAUGUGCUAAAGCAUGAAUUGAGUGUUCUGAGGAGCACAGCCCAGGCAGCAGAUCAGCGUUUGCAGGUCUAUAUAUGUGUUGGAACAGGUCAUCACACCAGAGGUUCACGCACUCCUGCAAGACUUCCCGUCGCUGUACAGCGAUACCUGCUUGAAGAAGAGGGCCUUGACUACACAGAACCACAUCCAGGGCUGCUUCGAGUAGUGAUAUAUUGAACCAGUGUGAGUUUUUUGACACGAUGCAAAAUCCAAGUCAUAGUCAUCAAAUCGUUCUUGUAUCUGUACAUGGAAGAUAUCGAAGAGAAAGUAGUUGAAAGCCUGAAAAAAGAAAAUAUGAAAGAAAAAAAGGAGGAAAAAAAAGGUGAGGUUAGGGAAAAGGUGAAAAAGGGAGCAGAAAUGUACCAUUAAGGUGUUAACAGGUUGACAGCAGGAUUACAUUUUGGUAGUGAUCAGGGAACCUACAUAAGCCGAAACUUUUGCAGCAUGUUAAUUUUGUACCAUAAAUUUUUUUUUUGUAACAUUCCUUAUCUUUUCUUUUUUAUUCUCAGAUGUAACUGAUAGAAUUGAAUUACAUGAUAGUACAAUUCAUCAAGCA